Didymodactylos carnosus is the source of this 235-nucleotide messenger RNA. Lineage: Eukaryota; Metazoa; Rotifera; Eurotatoria; Philodinida; Philodinidae. The record is from the annotation of a GenBank genome assembly.
AUGCAAAAACUGGGCUUCGAGGUAAGACUUACCAUGGUAAGCCUUUCGAUGCAAAAUCUAGGAGACGUCGUUCCUGGAUCGUACGACGGAUUUUGUUUUUCAAUAGUGCAAUCGAUAGCCCGAACCGAGAUCUACAAUUCUAGAUCCGUCUUAACUCUCUAUUUGUUACGAUUCAAGAGCUAUACGCAUUUUUCCGUGAGCCCCGAUUUCGGCCAGUUGACUCUGGGUGAUCCUA